Cavia porcellus (domestic guinea pig) is the source of this 2487-nucleotide messenger RNA. It is a transcript of the gene Ccdc137, whose product is annotated as coiled-coil domain containing 137. The transcript has 5 exons. The record is from RefSeq and is a predicted model, not a curated record. The coding region runs from base 52 to 960 and encodes 302 amino acids. NCBI's taxonomy places the organism in Eukaryota, Metazoa, Chordata, Mammalia, Rodentia, Caviidae. Gene Ontology annotation, cellular component: nucleus.
GGGGAGGCGGGAGAGUGGAAGUGCUUUCGCUCUUAAGCGGCAAGUGUGGUGAUGGCCGGUGCUGGACAGCGAGCGGUGGCCCCACCAGGGAGACCAGGAAACCCCGGACAGCCGCAGGCACGGCGGCGGUGGCAGCGGCAGUGGCAGCAGCCGCGAGGGCAGCAAAAAUGCUCUACCUGGGAGCCGGGGCAGUGCAGCAAAGAAAAGAAGAAAGUGAAUUGCAAGCCUAAGAACCAGGAUGAACAGGAAAUCCCUUUCCGGCUUCGAGAGAUCAUGAAAAGCCGAGAGGAGAUGAAAAAACCCCUCAGUUUCAAGAAGAGAAAGAAGGAGGCCCAGGUGGCCUUCAGGAACACUCUGGAGAAGGAAGCAAAGGGAAUGGAGCCGGAUAUCAUGGUUCCCAAGUUCAGGCAAAGGAAGGGGGAGUCCGAUAGGGCUUACCUCCAGCGCAUGGAGCAGGAGACCCAGCACGUGCUGUUCCUCAGCAAGAACCAGAUCGACCGGCAGCCAGAGGUGCAGGCAGCUCCCAAGAAGGAGAAAUCUGAGCGGAAAAAGGCAUACUGUGAAGUUUGGAGAGGUUGUCUUAGAGCCACCAGAGCUGACUGCCCAGCCCAGGAGGAGCACAAGCAGAAGCCAGGGUGCGCCCCAGCACCGUACUGGAAUGAGAGCUAUUUGACAGCUACAGCCCUUACCAUCGCCCAUGGCCCACGUGUGUGUUACCCUACUGUGUCUCUUCCUCAGCCUGGCAAGACAUCACUGAUGCUGAAGAUGCUUUUGAGCCCUGGUGGUGUGUCCCAGAAGCCUCAGAGCACCUCACUGGCCAGGCAGCAGAUUGUGAAGGCAGAGAGGGAGCAGGCUGUGCAGGCUUACCGGGCCCUGAAGAAACUGCGACAGCAGCAGCGGGUGUCACCACCACAGCUGCUGUGCCACACUUCCCAGAGGAAGGCUGAGGUGCGUCUGUGACGGAGAGACUCAGAGGCCUGGCACACCUGAAACAAGAAGAUUGUCCUGUUCCGGACAAUGGCCCACACACCAGCUCUCGGUGUGGAGAGUCUCCAGAUCCUUUCUCUUAAUUGUUCACCUUAAAGAUUGCCCUUUCCCAGCGACCUCUGAGGGGCUGUAUCUCCUACAGGGCUUCUCCCCUUAUAGAUUGGGGCCCGUGUCUUAUUUCAAGCCUACCUUCACUUUGCAGCAGAAAAGUCCAGGCUCAGGGAACCCAGGGCCACCUUACGAAGUACCCAGGCUUAAAAUCCUGACUCUGAACACCAGUUGAUUACUGAGACUGCUGAUGUUGGUCAUUUCAGUAUUUAAGAGGUUCCCUCUGGGUCAGGCAGGGUGGGUCAGCAGGCCAGUGGGAAAAAGCAGGCAGAAGCCAGGGAACAGUUGGUUCCUAGACUACCUUUGAGGUCUUCACAGGGAGUCAGGGCCCCAGCCCACCUGUUAGUAGACUUGCAGAGACAGGAGAGUGCUAGCCUAGGUUUGUUUGGGAUAGAGAUACCCUCUGAGGGGAGAAGCAGGUCUGUAACCCACCUAACAGGUCUGUGGGAAAUAGGGCAGGCAGAGAAGCCAGGGAUGCAGCCUCCCUGGGCUCCAGUUAGGCAGCAGGGCUGAUGAAAGCACUUGCCCAGGGCAGGGCUUACUGAGUUCGACCACCAGUGCCAAAGAGUGUAGCACCCAGCCCUCCACCCAGGUCAAUGCAGUCAGAGGUGUGAAGGCCUUCAGGACUGCAGACCUCCCAGGAGCCUGCCACCACGCAGAUGCUCUCAGAGAUCUCACAAAGGCUGAGUCUGCCUUGAGCACUGUAAAGUGAAGGAGUUUUGUGGAACUUUUUAGUCCCCUUCUGCGAGUUUGCAUUUCCAAAAUGAAGUUUAUCAAGAUUUUUGGUGUUUUUCAAAUAGGGCUGUUAACCUGUGAGGUGAUUUUUGCUACCUAGUGACACUUGGUGGCUCACUCACCUGGGUGCCUGGGGUGUGCACAACCCAUUUGAGCUAUACCUGGCAGCACUCAGGGCCUCUCUCAGGCUGACUAGAGAAGUACAAGUUCAGAUGACACCUGCAACCUGGGAAGUUUGAAUUAGGACACUCAGGCCAGAGCACAGCCACUGUUAGUCAAGUGCUAGUGUCUAAAUCCUCCCAGGGGCCAUGUGAGAUGAGAUGAGGCUUGUGAUGGACUGCUAAUUGGGACCACAAAUUUUCAGUGGCUAAUUCAGUGUACUUCCCUCAGGGAUAAAUGGAGGUUUGAGAUUAUGGGUGUCACCCUUUGGAGAUUUCCCAUGAGCUCUAGGGAUGAGCCAUCCUCUCCCACCCACUAAGACCACUCAGGUUAAACAGCACUGCAGGGCAAGAUCCUUAGCAUGGGAUAUUCUCUGUCCUCUGGAGUCAUCCCAGGAUUAUACUUGCUGAGUCAUCACCUCUGAAUCUUCGUGGAUCUUAAGUCUUCUGCUAGCCCCUCCUAGCCUUGUAUACACCCAAUAAAAUAGUGGCUGGCUCA